AUGGCCCUCCUCUGGCUUCUCUCCUGCAUCACCCUCGUCGGGGCCGCCUUUGGCUGUGGGGUCCCUGCCAUUCCCCCAGUUUUGAAUGGCAUAGAGAGGAUCGUCAAUGGGAAAGUCGCUUUCCCUGGCUCCUGGCCAUGGCAGGUGUCUCUGCAGUACACCAGCGGCUUCCACUUCUGCGGGGGGUCCCUGAUCAGCAAGUCCUGGGUGGUCACUGCCGCCCACUGUAAAGUCAGCACAUCCCACCUGGUUGUGGCUGGAAUGUUUGACAAGAGAUCAAGGGAGAAUGUGCAGGUCCUGAGGAUUGCUCAGGUUUUUUCGAACCCCAAUUUUAAGAAGCACAACUCCAGCAACGACAUCGCCCUGGUGAAGCUGGCCACGCCCGCCCGCUUCUCCAGCAUCGUGUCCCCCGUGUGCCUGCCCAGUGCUCAGGACAACUUCACCGCCGGGUCCCUGUGUGUCACCACGGGCUGGGGCAGGACCGAUUUCCAUGGCAUGGGUUCCAACAAGCUGCAGCAGGGUAUCGUGCCCCUCCUGUCCAAUGCCGAGUGCAACAACUUCUGGGAGAGAGGGAUCCCCGAGAUCAUGGUCUGUGCAGGGGGCAACGGCAUCACCUCCUGCAUGGGCGACUCUGGUGGGCCCCUGGUCUGCCAGAAGGAUGGAGCCUGGAACCUGGUGGGCAUCGUGUCCUUUGUCAGUAGCACCUGCCUUGGAACUAUUCCCACUGUCUUCUCCCGUGUCACAGAGUUAAGUCCCUGGAUUCAGGAAAUUCUGACUCAAAACUAAGUCCUAAUUCCUCCAUCCCUGGUUUCGCCAACAAAAGCCUCUGUAAAGGGCCUCUCUCGCGGCGCAAGGGGUUAAGAUGCAGCACUAUGAAGCUAUCCACAGCCACUGCAGCACAAAUUCGAUACCUGGCCAGGGAGCUGCCCACACGGCACAGCAGACCUCUCCUGACUUGGCUGCUGCUCCCCUCAGCAGUGUAUUUCAGUCAAUCCACCUGUUCUGUUCCCCACUCUCUCUCUGAUGAUUCCUCUCACCCCCACCCACAUCUGGCCUGUACCCAGUUCUUGU
This is a messenger RNA of Talpa occidentalis (Iberian mole), 1071 nucleotides long. Its product is annotated as chymotrypsinogen B-like. NCBI's taxonomy places the organism in Eukaryota, Metazoa, Chordata, Mammalia, Eulipotyphla, Talpidae. The transcript is spliced from 7 exons. Gene Ontology annotation, molecular function: serine-type endopeptidase activity. The record is from RefSeq and is a predicted model, not a curated record. The coding region runs from base 1 to 786 and encodes 261 amino acids. Gene Ontology annotation, biological process: proteolysis.